Molecule: messenger RNA, 4483 nt
Organism: Sturnus vulgaris (Common starling)
Lineage: Eukaryota; Metazoa; Chordata; Aves; Passeriformes; Sturnidae
Source: RefSeq, a predicted model, not a curated record
UCUCUGCAAAGACUCUUAUAUCUCAGAGGGUUGGACCUCUGAGGCUGUGGGUAGUGAGGGGGAAGAAAUGUGCUCUUUCUCUUCCUUUGGUUGCAGGUGCAAUACCCAUCUGCCAUGUUUGGGAAGCCAAUCUAGUUUCCUAGACAGACUGCAGACUCUGUCCUCCAUUUGCUGUGGUGAUGUUAGGGUCAGCUCUGGCAUGAGAAUAAACCCUGGAACAAGCAGAAGGGGCAUUUGUGGAAAUAGCAGACUUCAAGGGCUUGUGACAAAGUGACAAGACCAAGUGUGGCCACAGGACCACUGUAAACUGUGCUGACAGCUUCAUGAGCCACGCCUGGCUGUGGGAUGGAGCAGGUGGAAAUGAUUGCGAAUGCUCCCUCUGGCCAGCCAGCCUCUACCCGCCCGGGGCUUGGUAACCCCACCACACUUCUAUUCCAGCUAUAGAGGACAAGCACAGCUUGUGCUAGAACAUCUGACAGUAAAGUUGUUGUCCUGUGAGUGCAACCAGUAGGUUGCGGAGUUCCUCAAAGAGGAACAAUAUCUUACUGUGGCUGGAAGUGGGGUUUGACAGUGCUGCUUGGACCUUGUGCUAUCCUAAGAGGAUCCAGACAGCAUUAAAGAAUUAUUUUGUCCCAUGGAAAGUUCUGCUAUGAAAGCAGGUUUUUGCUUUGGGCAGUUCUUCAGCUGUGUUGCUUGCUGCCAGGUCUGGCCUUGUCUGCAGCCUCAGACAGACCCUGACCGAGGUGGAGGAGGCUGCAGAGCCUGUCGUGCUCAGAGAUGGGGAGCAGCUGUGGGGAAGAGGACAGGGGCAGAGAUAGUCGUCCAUGGUCACAUCCUUUCCUCCAUGUAGGGGCAGACCAUGACUCUCUGCCUCCAGCUUUCUCUCUGGAGGGGUUGCUGGGUUUGAAUGCCCUUUCUCUCCAUGCGCACAGAGACCCUGCUGGGGGCUGCCUUAAUUCUGAUCUUGAUGCACACUGUGUGAACAUAUUGACUGUGCCCUUCAGAGCUCUCCCACUGUCAGGUUCUGGCACCAUCCAUGGGCCAUGACCCUCUGCCUGCAGACCCCUCCUGCAACUAAUGCUUGGCAAGCUAGGCACAGAUGUCCUGCUCACCCUGGGGCUGGCAGGGCACAAGCUGGGCUCUGGACAGUGUCCUGUGAGGUCCUUUUAGACUGCUGACACAGCAAGACUGGCUGUGAUCCCUGCUGUGUGGGGCCAGUCUUUUUUCCUCCAUGAUGGCUUUGAAGAGAGGUAAAAUCCUUCUCACCCUUGCUUGCUGUGUAUGUGCACAAGAGAAGAGAUGGAGGUCAUGUCAGAAGCUCAACGUCACAGGGAAUGGGGCUGAAGUUUGGGAAAGGGUGGAGGGUCUGAACUGCCCUUAGCCCUUCUUGGUAGCAGGGGGAAGGGGGAGCAUGGUGUCAAUGAUUGUGAGAGUCACAAGUUGUGCAGGUACACACCAUGACAGCUCUGUGCUUGCCUGGCAGAUCUAGCCCUGACUGCAUCAUCCAGCUCCUGCUGCUGCCAUAUGGGCUCUUUUUGCUUUGUCAAAAAGGCCAUAGGAAACAUAAACCUAGUACAAAGUCAUCACUGGUCUGAUGAUUUUUUUUGGGCUUGGGCUAUCUUGUCUUUCCAUUCACUUGCCCUGGUUCUGCUAAGAGUCUGUGGGUCUGAAUUCCUGCAGAAUUUGCUGUACAAGACAAGAUCUGCCCAGAGAUGUGAAUGCCUUCAGUUCAGUUGCUGAAAAUGAAGAUGCACUCCUUAAGCACUUAUUUGAAGGCUAUCAGAAAUGGGUCCGCCCUGUAGAAAACUCCAAUGACACCAUCAAAGUCCUUUUUGGGUUAAAAAUAUCACAGCUUGUGGAUGUGGAUGAGAAGAAUCAGCUGAUGACAACCAACGUGUGGCUGAAACAGGAAUGGAUUGACCACAAACUCUCCUGGAAUCCAGAGGAAUAUGGUGGGAUCACCGCUAUCCGCGUCCCCUCUGAGUCUCUGUGGCUUCCUGACAUUGUUUUGUUUGAAAAUGCUGACGGACGUUUUGAGGGAUCCCUGAUGACCAAAGCCAUAGUGAAGUACAAUGGAGUGGUGACCUGGACACCACCAGCCAGUUAUAAAAGCUCCUGCACAAUGGAUGUGACCUUCUUCCCCUUCGACAGGCAGAACUGCUCCAUGAAGUUUGGGUCCUGGACAUAUGAUGGCAAUAUGGUGGACUUGAUUUUAGUGGAUGAAAAUGUAGACAGGAAAGACUUCUUUGAUAAUGGGGAGUGGGAAAUCUUAAACGCCAAAGGUAUGAAAGGGAACAGGAAGGAUGGACUGUACUCUUACCCAUUUGUCACUUACUCCUUUGUGUUGAGGCGCCUUCCACUGUUUUACACUCUUUUCUUAAUAAUCCCUUGUCUGGGCUUGUCUUUUCUAACUGUCCUGGUGUUUUACCUACCUUCAGAUGAAGGAGAAAAGCUUUCAUUGUCGACAUCAGUUCUAGUCUCCCUCACUGUUUUCCUUUUAGUGAUUGAGGAAAUAAUCCCUUCUUCUUCCAAAGUCAUCCCUCUGAUCGGUGAGUAUCUGCUCUUCAUCAUGAUUUUUGUGACCCUCUCUAUCAUCGUGACUGUGUUUGUUAUCAAUGUCCACCACCGAUCCUCAGCAACUUACCACCCCAUGGCUCCCUGGGUUAAAAGGCUCUUUCUCCAGAAGUUGCCUCGUCUGCUCUGCAUGAAGGGCCACGUAGAUCGCUACUCAUUCUCAGAGACUGAAGAAAAGGGAACCAUCUCGAAAUCAAAGUUUCUGGGGAAGCAGAAAUACAAGCAAGCAAAAGACGGAGAAAAAGUUGUUAUUGCCUUUCUGGAAAAGGCAGCUGACUCCAUUCGGUACAUUUCCAGGCACGUUAAAAAGGAGCAUUUCAUCAGACAGGUUGUACAAGACUGGAAAUUUGUAGCUCAAGUCCUGGAUCGGAUCUUCUUGUGGUUAUUUCUGGUGGUGUCAGUGAUGGGUUCAGUUCUCAUCUUUACCCCUGCAUUACGGAUGUGGUUGAACAACACUUUGUAGAAACUACUCCCAGAGUCAUAUACAACAAGUACAGUGCCAAGGGACGGUGGUGCCUUGGAGCUUGGUCUCUGCUGUACAAGAGGGGAAGCAGCAGCAUGAAUGAGGGAAGGUGAUGGUAACAGUGGGUAUUUAUUAGUGCUUUCAGUCUUCAUAAUAACUCUACCACUUACAGAUUUUGCUGAAAUCAGAGAAGAGCUUGGUGCACAGCCAAGGCCUAAAGUGAACUGGGGUCGCACAACUGAGUUAUGAUUAUUUUAUUGUUAGCUUGGUUAUAUUACUACAAAAGCCAAGAUUAUUAGUUAAAAUUGGAAAUAGAAGGUCUUGUACAAUCAUUAUACUUAAAAGGCCAGUUAAAAUGCUACAUUGUAGAAGAAGUUACAGUAGGAACACAAAUCUCUACUCAGUUUACCUGUGUUUCCAAGUAAAAACCACUAAGUGUCUACAGGUUGCUUUAUGCGUAUGUCAGAACUGGCAAUUGCAUAGCAUAUUCAACAGAAAAAGUAUAAAUUCUUAGAUGAGAUGCUCAAAACCUUGACUCUCUAGCCUCACUUUGCUGCAGGAUCAGCUCGACAGAGGCAGAAUCUACUACUGAUCACCUGCUACCAGCCUUUACGGCAUGCACACUUUGUCUCUCACCUCUGCCACCAGGAAGCUACAAGGUAUCGCCCACUUUCCAGUAUUAUUUGCAAUUUUGCUUGCUGCUCUGUAAUGUACCAGAAGGCUGACAAAAUGAUGAUUUUUCCCCAUGCUCCACAUGUAGAAACUAUUAUUACUUCACCUACUUGUUCACAAGUGGAAUAUCACCUAAGCGAAGAUAGCUAUGUUAUUCCAUAAGGUAACAGUGAUAUUCCUGAAGUGUUCAGCUGGAGGGAAGCUAGAGACAUCUCUUCUGGCAGAUGAAAGUUGUGGUUGUUACAGGAGUGGGGUUUCUCUUGAGAGCUAUAGAGGGGGCUGGUCACCAGGAAGAUAUAUUUUUGGAUGUUGGCUUGUCCAUAUUUCCUAGACAAUUCAGAAUUUCAUGCCUUUGAUUCAUUUAUUAGGGGAUCCUUUUGCAUGAUUAGAAACAGCUCUUAGAAAUGUUAUAUAAGUUAUAUAAGUGAGAUGUGACAGAAAACACCCAGGUGAAGCUCUUGAAUAUGGGAAUGAAGCCUUCACCACCUUUGCUGGGACAGUGUUUUCCAACAUGAUGUGCUUUAGAAAAUCCUAUUCAGAACUUGCAAAUGUUUUCAAGGUUAGAAAAGGAUUUGGAGAUCCAAUUUUUGACAAUCUAAAUACGUGUUAAAGUUUUAGCCUUGAAACUGUUCCCUAGAGAUGGAGGUUAGAAAGUGUUAAAAAUACAGAGAGGUGUUCUUGUGCUUGGAUUGUGCAUGCACACCAGACCUCCAUGAGUUAAUGUAAUCCCAUCAUAAUGUGUCAAUGCAGAAACUUAUGUCCACUUGUGCAAUC